UGUCCAACGCUUCAAGACCACGAGUUUCAAAGAUUUUUCGGAGACUCCUCAGCUCAUUCACUUCUCUAUAUAUGAUACACAUAUCCCACUCUUUCAAUCAUCAACCAACAAUCAGCAAUCCAUUAACUUAAAUCUUUUGAUACAUCUCUUCAAAAGCUUCAAAAGAAUUCAUACUUUCAGACAAGAAAAAAAAUAUAGAAAUGGCUUUGGUGAGAAGUCUAUUGGGUGCAAAGAAGAUCCUGAGCCGCUCUGUAACGGCUACUACACCAAAAGGGUUUCUUGCGGUGUACGUUGGUGAGGAUCAGGUCCAGAAGAAGAGAUAUGUAGUUCCUGUCUCGUAUUUGAACCAGCCUUCGUUUCAAGAUCUGCUCAGUAAAUCUGAAGAAGAGUAUGGGUUCGAUCAUCCGACGGGUGGCUUAACGAUUCCUUGUCCUGAAGAUGCCUUCAUCACUGUAACUUCUCGGCUAAAGGGAAAGUGAUCCCAAGAGAAGAGAGAUCUAACGUUAUGUAGCCCGAGUUAGAGAUUUAAUGAUUCAAUGUAAAUAUAUCAACCUUUUUCAUUGGUUCUAUGUGAGAAAAGAGUUGUUCAAGAGACUACAAAGCUCAAUGUGAAUUGUCAAUUUUUGUUGUCAAAGCAUUAAAUAUAUAUAUUCAUCUUGAAUU
Messenger RNA from Brassica oleracea var. oleracea, 663 nucleotides. RefSeq names its product auxin-responsive protein SAUR21-like. Gene Ontology annotation, biological process: response to auxin. The transcript has a single exon. Lineage: Eukaryota; Viridiplantae; Streptophyta; Magnoliopsida; Brassicales; Brassicaceae. The coding region runs from base 201 to 479 and encodes 92 amino acids. The record is from RefSeq and is a predicted model, not a curated record.